UUAUUUGUCUGAGUGUAGGCGAUUGAAGCCAGUGUGAACAGGCAGUCAGAUCAACAGGUAGUGUUGACGCGCCGUGAUCAGCAGCCAGUCGUGCCGCUCCGUGAUCAAGAGGUAGUGACACACUAUAUACGACCUGUCUUCAUGGCCAGUAAAGCCAAUUCAAGGUCCAAAAUUGUUCAUCGGCAGACCUUCCAAAACAGUACACAAGUGGUAGAAUUGACGCUUCGGACUAUUCCAAAGUUGGCAUUACAGAGCAAUGUGCCAACUGCUGGGCCUUCGGCCUUUAAACGAGACUGUGCUCUGAGAAAGGAAAUGCAAAAUGUAGCAAGAGAAAAUAAUAACAACAAUAUUAUGAAGAGUGUUGGAGCUAAAAAUGUUGGAAAGUCGCCUGUCAGUAAUAAGAAUGGCAAAGCAUCUGGUGGUAAAGUCUCGGUUGAAAUCUUGAGAACAAAAUCCAAUAAAAAGCAUCAUAAAUUUGUUGCUCCUGAUCAAACCUGGGGAAAUGUGCUGAAAAAUUGUAGUACAGUUUCUAGUGUUAGCGACCCUGACGGGACACUGCACUCUACCACAGAGGAACAUUCUCAACCUGUUAAUGAAAUACUGAAAGAAAGAACCUUGGCUGCACAGUCUGAGAGCUUAUCCUCGGAUUCCAAAAGAAAGCAAUUCAAGCGAGCCAGAAGUUCCCAUCGGCACAUUCGCUCUGCCCAGACAUCUGUACUUAAACCUGACCAAUGUUUCUCACAUGUUAAUUUAUUACGUAGCACUGAUGAUAUCAAGAAAAUUGAAAGUACUAGUAUCUCUAAAAGGGCAGAAACAAAGAAUUCUUCAUUUCAAAAAAUUAAUACAGUGGACGAAGUACCAAUUGAUAAUAAUUCCAGGAAUGAAGGCAGUCAAUCCCAGCACCAGAACUUUAUGGCACAGUCUGAACAAGUCAGGACAAUUGAUGAAAAUAAUCGACUGCUGUCUGAUGAUGUAAAUGCUUCACCCUUUGGAGAAAGUGCAUUGCAGCUGCUACGGCAACUGAAAGAGAGGCUUCAGUCUAGAGGUGACAGUGAGGGUAGUGGCAUGGUUGGAGCUUUGGAGGCUUUCAUCAGUGGACAAGGCACUUCGGGUGGUGUUGGCAACCCUCCUUUCUCAGAAUAUGCUGCUGCUUCUCGGUUUCCUACAGUGUUUCCUACACCUACUGAUCAAAACAAUAUUCAUCCUGCUUACCAAAAUAUUCAACAAGAUCAGAUACAUUCAAAUAUUACCAGUAGGUUCCCCCAAGAUUUAUACAGUGAAAACCUAAAAAUUGGUACUGAAGUGGAGCCUGAUUCUCAUACAAACCAAAAUGAGGAGGGGUACAUGCUCCAGAAUGUCCACACUCGCCACAAGAUGAAUGAUUUUCCUCGAAAAAUCCCAGAUCAUCCCGUUUACUUUGGACAUAAUUCCUACCUAAACAAUGUGAAGCAUAAACAGAGUGAGUUUGAUUCAGAUUUAAUCCAGACAAAUAAUGCCACACAUGAUCAUCUGCAUCACAUCGCACAAAAUACAAGCAGCCGUGAAAGACUGGAUAGGAUAACAGCGGGAGAGAAGAAAGUGAUAGGAGAGCAAGAGAGGGAGAUGGCAAGACAAGACAAAGUGAUAGGAGAACAAGAGAGGGAGAUAGCGAGACAGAAUGAAGUAAUAGCCGAGCAUGAGAGGGCCAUCGCAGAAUUACGAAAAAUAAGUACAAGACUCAUUGCCCAACAAGAGCAGGUUUUUCAGAUAGCUAAAAGAAACCUGCAGCAAGUUAAAGAAGUUGAAAACAUGAUCUCCGAUUCUCGCGUAGAUGCCCAAGCGCACGCAAGAGAUGGCGAUAGUGGUGUUGGCAUAGAUAGCCAUGAUAAAUCAUUGGAGUCUAUUACUGUGAAAAGUUUAUAUCCCAGAGAAGAGGAAGGUAGUAGUAACAAGGAACAGGAUGAGCAAAAUUCUCGGUCUGAAGUAUUACGACUACAGACUGAAAAUGCAGCCUUAUUGCGGGAAGUCAGAAGUCACCGUGAGUUGGUCUUGAACUUGGAGAUCCAGUUAACAAAAGCUCACUAUUUGCUGGACUUGCAGAAACAGUCUUUGUCAGGGCUCUCUGCUUCCAAACUUUCCAGUUCAGCACCAAAUUUAGACAUCAUAGGUAACCAAGUGAAGUUACCAUCUGAUAAUUUGUCACACAAAGUUACCCCAUUAGAGAGUUCUGAUAGUGAUGCCGAUUCUGCUUACGAGGAAAAAUCUCUCUCUCAUUUAACUUCCAAGAUGAAUUCUCCUCACUCUGACAGAAUGAAGGAGCAAGACUCUGGCACAGGUUCGUCUGAGGUCUUACCCAAGCAACAAAAGCAGAUUGUACAGGACAUGAAUGCUAAAGUUCAAGGGGAAGCCACAAAUCUUCCUAACACUUUCUUACUUCAAAAUAGGUUCACUAUUAAAGAGUGUACAGUACCAUCCAUGGUACUGAAUUCUGCUGCUGUUUCCUUGAAUAGAUUCAAACCUGGACAAGUACCUUUGGAAACCCAAAAGUUACACACUGAAGAAAUAAAAUCCCCAACAAGAAGCAGAAUUCUUGAGCCAAGUGAUAAAGUAUCUGAAAAAACUAAUUUUUUGGGGAAUUCCAAGAAAGAGAGACUUACUAAUUUGGAUCUUAUAGUUAGUGACCUAGAUCCAAAACCAUAUGUGACCAUAGAAGAAACUCCCUUACUUUCAUUUAGUUCCAUUAAUGAUCCACACGAUAGCUUAAUAAGUCAUGAAGCUUCCUUUCUUAAAGGCAUUAAUGCACCAAGACAUGACCAAAAUUUAAAUCCAACUCCCAUUCUUUCAGUUAGUUCUAUUAAUGAUCCACACGAUAGCUUAAUAAGUCAUGACGCUUCCUAUCCUAAAGGCAUUAAUGCACCAAGACAUGACCAAAAUUUAAAUGCAAGGGGAAGUAAAUUUGAAAUUGUUGAAGAUAAUUCUCGUCUUAGUUUACAUCCACCUCUGGAGUCUACAAGGGUCCAGGAAAGCUCUCAGCUACUAUCAGAUGCCAGAAAGGAUGCAAGCACUGGUUUUGUUCCCAUAGAAAUUAGUAGUACUGGUAGUUUCAAUACUCAAACAACUUUCCAGAAUGUAGACAUGCUUGAAUGAAUUGGUGAUGCAUAUAUCAAAAAUAUUAUAUACUAUAAGGUUAGGCAUUUUAUAAAAAAAAUAUGUGAUUGUAAGCUGAACAGUGAGUGUUGUAAUGGUAUCAUUCAUAUAUGUGCUGAAAUGAUACAAAUUUAAGAUUGGAAUGGCACUGACAACUAGUAGAGACAAGAGAACUGCACAUGUGAAGAAUAAGACAAGUUAACUAAAAUUAUAAGAUUAUAGAAAUGGUAUAAACUAGAUACAAGCCUGGGUAAAUUGGCUCAUGGGAGGGAGGAAUGAGUUGUGUGGUGGGUGUUUGUGUGUACAGGAAUAUGGUGUUGUGUGGUGGGUGUUUGUGUGUACAGGAAUAUAGUGUAUGCAUGGUGUUGUGUGGUGGGUGUUUGUGUGUACAGGAAUAUAGUGUACGCAUGGUGUUGUGCGGUGGGUGUUUGUGUGUACAGGAAUAUAGUGUACUCAUGGUGUUGUGUGGUGGGUGUUUGUGUGUACAGGAAUAUAGUGUACGCAUGGUGUUGUGCGGUGGGUGUUUGUGUGUACAGGAAUAUAGUGUACUCAUGGUGUUGUGUGGUGGGUGUUUGUGUGUACAGGAAUAUAGUGUACGCAUGGUGUUGUGCGGUGGGUGUUUGUGUGUACAGGAAUAUAGUGUACUCAUGGUGUUGUGUGGUGGGUGUUUGUGUGUACAGGAAUAUAGUGUACGCAUGGUGUUGUGCGGUGGGUGUUUGUGUGUACAGGAAUAUGGUGUACGCAUGGUGUUGUGUGGUGGGUGUUUGUGUGUACAGGAAUAUAGUGUAUGCAUGGUGUUGUGCGGUGAUAAUACUUGUGUUGAACAUAUGAACAGUGUGUUCUGUGUUACUUGAUGAUUGUGCUUGUUAAUGAACAAUGUGUACUCAAAACAACUUUUAAUAGAUUAUUCCAUAUCUUGUCUUUGUACAUACAAAUGUUUGUGAUUGAGUCAGAAUACUUAUUGACUAUGGUGGUGAAAGUAAUAUGGGUUAAUCUUGAACAUUUCCUCUUGUUAUACCCUAAAUGCACAAAUAAAAGUUUAUUUCCUCAA
This is a messenger RNA of Procambarus clarkii (red swamp crayfish), 4177 nucleotides long. RefSeq lists its product as uncharacterized. NCBI's taxonomy places the organism in Eukaryota, Metazoa, Arthropoda, Malacostraca, Decapoda, Cambaridae. The record is from RefSeq and is a predicted model, not a curated record.